Molecule: messenger RNA, 1755 nt
Organism: Quercus lobata
Lineage: Eukaryota; Viridiplantae; Streptophyta; Magnoliopsida; Fagales; Fagaceae
Exons: 3
Coding region: 1-1755 (584 amino acids)
Molecular function (GO): nucleic acid binding; RNA-DNA hybrid ribonuclease activity
Source: RefSeq, a predicted model, not a curated record
AUGGCCUCACCCAAAACCGUCAAGGAUGUUCAAAAACUCACAGAAAGGAUAGCGGCUUUAAACAAGUUCGUCUCUAGGGCUACAGACAAAUGCCUACCCUUUUUCAAGACCUUGAAGCAGGCUUUUGCCUGGACCGACGAGUGCGAAACGGCGUUCCAAGAGUUAAAGCAUUACCUGAGUAGUCCACCUCUCCUAAACCCGUCCAAAGAAGGAGAAAACCUAUACUUAUACCUGGCAGUGUCAGCCUCGGCAGUAAGUGCAGUUUUGAUUAGAGAAGAAGGCAAGAAGCAGCUCCCGGUUUACUACGUCAGCCAAGCUUUCCAAGGAGCUGAGUCCAGAUACCCAAGGAUCGAAAAGAUUGCGUUUGCACUAAUAGUAGCCUCGCGCAAGAUCAGAACAGCGAUCAAGGCGCAAGCUCUGGCGGACUUCAUCGCAGAAUUCACUCUCCUAGACGAAGAUAGGAUUACUGAUGAGGUAGAUAAAUGGACAAUACAGACUGAUGGUUCGUCAGCCCAAAAGAAAGGGGGAUUAGGGGUCGUUAUAACCACCCCUGACGGAGAAGUGCUGAAAUAUGGGGUCCAACUAAAGUUCCCAGCUACCAACAAUGAAGCUGAAUACGAAGGAAUACUGACGGGACUGGGGCUUGGGAAAGCUCUUGGUGCUAAAAACUUGUUGAUCCAAAGUGAUUCAAAGCUAGUGAUCGGACAGAUCAAGGGAGAGUACGAGGCAAAGGAAGAAAGGAUGCAGAAAUACCUCAAGCUGACGAGACAACUAACUCAGGAAUUCGAUACAGUGGAGUUCGUGCAGAUCCUAAGAAGUCAGAAUAUGGGGGCUGACGAAGUAUCAAAGCUAGCGUCAUUAGAAGAAGGGGGGAUUAGCACGGACCUGGCGAUAGAGGUCCAGAAACACCCUAGUAUCGAAGAGGUUGCAACGUUCACCAUCCAGAGCACAGACACCUGCAUGACGCCCAUAAUAUCCUUCCUCCAGGACGGGCGCCUCCCUCAAAACACAGAAGAAGCUAAAAAGAUCAAAAAGAGAGCAGCCAGGUUCACGAUCCUGAAUGACGCCUUGUACAAGAGAGGCUUCUCUAUGCCUUACUUGAAGUGUGUCGACAAGGAAGAGGCCAGAUACAUCCUGGAAGAAGUCCACGGAGGAAUUUGUGGCGACCACGCCGGCUCCAGAUCCCUGGUAAACAAGGUGGUAAGAGCAGGAUAUUUUUGGCCAACCAUGCAGGUGGACGCUGUUGAGAUCGUCAAGAGGUGCGACAAAUGCCAGCGAUACGGGAAUGUACAACGGCUUCCAGCAAAGAGAAUGACGACUAUCGCUUCCCCAUGGCCAUUCGCACAGUGGGGAAUCGAUAUCGUCGGUCCUCUGCCCCAAGGUAAAGGUCAGAACCACCGCCAGAACCCCAACAGGAGAAACCCCCUUCAGGCUUACCUAUGCACAGAAGCAGUAAUCCCAGUCGAAGUGGGGGUCACGAGCAUCAGGCGAGGAACUUUCAACAAAGGGAUCAACGACGACGAACUGCGACUCAACCUGGAUUAUUUGGACGAAGUAAAAGACAACGCAUCCAGCAAGAUGACGAAGUAUCAGAAAAAGAUGGCCGAAUACUACGAUAAGAGGGUCAAACUCAGACGACUGGACAUAGGAGACCUCGUCCUACGCAGGACCACCACGGCAACUAAAGACCCUACCCAGGGAAAGCUGGGUCCUACGUGGGAAGGUCCCUACCGAGUCAUUCACUACUCAAGAUAA